AUGACUACAUCUCAAGAGUUUUCCGAAAAAGCGCUCAAGCAGGUCAUUUGCCGUAGCUCGUUCUCCUUGGAUGGAGCGUUCCAGCUCCGCUUUUGGGAAUCAAAAGCCGCCUCAAAUUUCGUCCGGGUCUCCCGCAGAGGUCCCAUCUCCGACGUAUGGAAUAUCAAUAUCUCCCUGUCAUUGCGUCCUCCCAGGUCCAGUGCGCCCCCGUUAUGGAGUGAUGUUCGUGCAGCUACAGAAAGAAGGCUGAUCGAAACCUUCCGUAAGGACGCGACCGAUUCGGAGGCACUACCCGAUUAUGAAGAUCAAGAGGAGUCUCAGAUAACAAAGCUACGGCUGCAAUCUGACUCAUGUAUUGACGCAACUGUGCUCGUUACCGGAUUUUCCUACGAGCGGGUGUUUAUUCAUUGUUCUUCCAUAUCUGGAUCCACCGCGCUUUGCAUCCCUCGCCGCCUGGGAUCUCGAUUGAGGAUCCUCUUAUCGAGCAAGAUGGGCGAUGUGCAUGUUUAUCUUCCCAAAGACUUCCGAGGUAGACUCAUUUGUUGCAUGCGAGACGAUAUUGACCAUAGGCGUUGCAUGUCUUCCGGUAUUUUGCGCACGCUGAACACCUACCAGGCUACCCGUGAGGGAGUGACCCGAAGCUUUUUGGGGGGAUGCCAGAAAGUGGGAGAAGGGGAUGAACUGGAUGCUUGGGCGGUCAACGGAAAGGUAUACGUCCAGUAUUACGACGAAGAACACUGGUCCCAAUCUUCUCCCUUUGGGAAUGUCAGCAAUGGCCAGGGGGUGCAAAGGACAGGGAUCGUCGGCUUUCUAAAUACUAAAGGGGAUCCGGAAAGUGUUGAUGAUAAACAGCCGCAGACUUCUAUUAAGCCGUCCAAGCGAUUACCGCCUAUCCCCGGCGUUACAUUCCACUCGGACCACCCAAUUCCGCUCAAUCAUACCCAGAUUUUAGUAGACUCAUCAGCAGCUAGAGAGUCGGAGGCAGUUGUUCCGAAUGCUCCUCCAGGUACUGCGCUUUCCACUGCACAUCAGCUGCACGCAAUGGUUUCUGGUAUACGCGAAAAGAUCUAUGGCGGUAUUCCCGUUACUAUCCUGCCAGGAGGGCUUGAGACACUUUGUGCUCUGUCAAUAGCCAACCUUAGCAACGUGGAGCAACAAUCCUCCACGAUAGCUUCCAUGACCACGAUCUCCUCAACUAUACUCCGGUUUCAUGAAGACAUCCAACCACAUCUAGACGGAAUCAAUGCUUUGACGGAGUCGUCACACUCGCACUCACACUCACACUCAAGUGUUGAUUGGGCCGGACCAUCACUGUCGUCGUCGCAAUCCUCGCAAAAAAUUUGGAGUCCUGCCUAG
Molecule: messenger RNA, 1356 nt
Organism: Cantharellus anzutake
Lineage: Eukaryota; Fungi; Basidiomycota; Agaricomycetes; Cantharellales; Hydnaceae
Exons: 3
Coding region: 1-1356 (451 amino acids)
Source: RefSeq, a predicted model, not a curated record